This is a messenger RNA of [Torrubiella] hemipterigena, 876 nucleotides long. The record is from the annotation of a GenBank genome assembly. NCBI's taxonomy places the organism in Eukaryota, Fungi, Ascomycota, Sordariomycetes, Hypocreales, Clavicipitaceae.
GGUUGAAGAGCUGGGCUGGCACAGAUCUCAGGGCCUAACAGCCACGAUGGCACGCUACACGGCGGCAUUGUCGGCGAUGCAAGGACGAGCUGGGUUUAGCUGGAGCGAGGAGGAGGAGUUCGGCAUUGCUCUGGAUUAGAAAAAGCAGCUGAGAGACGAGAAAGGCCAAGUAUAAAUAUCUAAAGAUCCUCCCUGGUUCUGGUCAGUUUUGGAUCAUCAUCAUCAUCAAUCACAUCUUCUUGUUCUUCUUUCUUACACCACACACACCACAGAAACAUCAUGAAGUUCUCUUUUACCCUUGCCCUGGCCGCCACUGCCGUCGCCACCCCUCUCGCCGUCCGCGAUCUCGCCACGGCCAAGGCUGUCCUCAACGAUGUCAAGACCGGCCUCAACAACCUUCAGACUGCCGCUUCCGCCUUCAAGGGCGACCCUACCGAUCUCAAGAAGGCUGCUUCUUCGCUCAUCUCCACCGUCGAGGCCGACACCACCAAGAUCAACAACAUGACUCCCCUCUCCACCUUUGACUGCCUCGGCCUCAUCCAGCCCGCCAAGGACGUCGGCGCCCAGGGCAAGGCUCUCGCUCAGCAGCUCCGUGACCGCAAGGCCGAUAUCGAGAAGGCCAAGCAGUGUGCUACUACCCACGAUUUCCUCGCCACUGGCGCUACCGACUCCCAGGCCCUCGUCGACGCUGUCGUCAAGAAGGUCCCCUCUAGCCUCCAGGACGAGGUCAAGAAGGAGGCUGGCGAUGUUGUCCAGACCCUCAAGGAUCUCCGUGACGAGUUCGGCCCCGACAAGUGUCACGAUGCUUAAGCGAUGCAAAUUUGUGUAUAUAAAUUGUUCUAGCAAAAUAGAAACGCACAUACAACCAAACUGAGU